Lycium barbarum (goji berry) is the source of this 387-nucleotide messenger RNA. RefSeq lists its product as uncharacterized. The transcript has 2 exons. The coding region runs from base 1 to 387 and encodes 128 amino acids. The record is from RefSeq and is a predicted model, not a curated record. Lineage: Eukaryota; Viridiplantae; Streptophyta; Magnoliopsida; Solanales; Solanaceae.
AUGUCCGGAUGUUGGAGCAUUUACUCAGAAUACAGACCAAAGAAAGAGAAUGGGGAGGAGAAGGAACAAGGAGAAGAACAAAAUAACAAGCCAAAAGUAAUGGAGCAACAACAUAAUACAGCUGCAGAGCCCAUAACAUCUGAGAAGCAACAGCACAGCAAAGCAACAGAGGGCCUGGACAACAAAGGAAAAAGGAAAAAACAUGAGGAGCAAAAACAACAUGCAACAAAGAAUAAGAAGAACAAAGCAAGUAACAAAAAUUUUCAAGAGGAAGAAGGACAAGGGGAGAAGAGACAGAGCAAUGAUAAAGGCAAUAACACCAAGAAAGCUGAAAAUAACAAGUUCAACACAUUGGAGAAUCUUGAAAAAGAGGAGCAACACAAUUAG